Molecule: messenger RNA, 982 nt
Organism: Cyphomyrmex costatus
Lineage: Eukaryota; Metazoa; Arthropoda; Insecta; Hymenoptera; Formicidae
Exons: 6
Coding region: 350-742 (130 amino acids)
Source: RefSeq, a predicted model, not a curated record
UGUCUACAACUUAAGUGUGUCGUAAAAUGUUACGGCAGUGCUUGUGCUCAGACCCUAAAGAGUGCUCAAGAAUGCUAACACUGGCUAAUACUAUGAAAACGGAGAAUAUUUAGCGAAAAUGACAUGAGAGGUCAAGUUCAUCUAAAAGUGAAUGUGUUACCUCAAAAAAUAUUUCACAAGAUUAAACAGUUAUAUAUGACAAAGCGGAUAGUACUGUAUUAGAAGAAAUGUUAAUUGAAGAAGUAAAAAUGCGACCUCCUAUAUAUGAUUAUACCCUACCUUUAGCAGCUCAUGGAAGACAUAAAAUUGCAGAGUUUGGAAGGAAAUUGCAGAAGCUCUUAACGGUCUUAUGAGUCCUGAAGAGGCAAAAAAACGGUGGAAAACAUUGAAAGAUACUUUUAGUAAAGUAAUAGCUGAAGAAAAAAAGCCCAGUGGAUCAAGUCGAAUUUCGAAAAAGUCUUGGAAACAUUUAGAGUUGAUGUUCUUCUUACGAUCAGUAUCAACAUGCAAAAGUUCCAUUUCUAAUGUUGCGGCCGUUUUUAAUAUUCCAAUGAAUGAGUUUAAUUUGUCUGAAGAUAGCACAGACAAUGUCGUUGAAGACUAUAAAGAUCAGUCAUGUAAAAAUCGUAAUAAAGGUUAUAACGCUAAAAGCAACGAUGAUUUUAAUGCAUCAAUGAUUCGUAUAGCUGAUGCAUUUUGUAAGAAAGAAACGCCUAUAAUAAGCUUACCAAAAUUACCUUAACUUACUGCAUUGGAUGGGAUGCUAUUAUAUAUAAAAGAAAAAUUGCGGAACCUCAGUUCAGAAAAGCGGGAUAAACUUUUACUGAAAUUUCUACAAGAUAUCACAAGGGAAGAACGAUACGAAUGUGAAUAAUUGCGUACUUUUGUAAUGAGAGCGUCCCGUUUGCCACAUUGCAAAUUUUGUGAUGUGUUUGCAAUACUAUCAUUCUUUUAUGAUAGUACAUUUAACGUUCAUAAUUCU